This is a messenger RNA of Phaeoacremonium minimum UCRPA7, 549 nucleotides long. RefSeq lists its product as hypothetical. The record is from RefSeq and is a predicted model, not a curated record. Lineage: Eukaryota; Fungi; Ascomycota; Sordariomycetes; Togniniales; Togniniaceae. The transcript is spliced from 2 exons. Bases 1 to 549 code for a protein of 182 amino acids.
AUGGUCGGAAAGGCAACUAGUGAAGGCCAGAAGACUAAUACUUUUAUUGACAUUUACCAGGUCAAUCUGGGUCAAAAUGCCCCAAUCUACCAAGAGGGAACCGGCAACGUAGCCUCAGACUCGCUUGCCGCUGAGUCUUAUCGCGAAGGUGGCGAGUUUGCCUCAAAUCGCGAGGCUGCACCACAUGAGACCGAAACCAGAGCAAGACAGACAGAGUAUGGCAGUGGACCUGCGUCUACAGGCAACACCUCGUCAGGAGGCAUUCCAUCAUCUGAGCAGGGACAAGCCGCCCCGACAUACGUCAACAAUCAGUUCACCCGCGACGAAGACGGUCCGCAUGGCAAGAAUCUGCACGAGGGUGGUUUCGCCGGGUCUGGGCCAGGCAAUAGCAUCCAAGCUGAACCGGGAUCAAAGCACGAUCCGGCAAGGCUAGCAGAGCAGAAAUUCAACUUGAAACAGACCCAUCAGGGGACUGGUACGGGACCGAGGCAGGCGGGUAUCAGUGGUGAGCAGACUUACGAUGCGCUGUACCCAGAGACCUCAUCAUAG